Messenger RNA from Tilletiopsis washingtonensis, 1079 nucleotides. Its product is annotated as putative NADP(+)-dependent dehydrogenase. The coding region runs from base 68 to 979 and encodes 303 amino acids. Gene Ontology annotation, molecular function: oxidoreductase activity. The transcript is spliced from 7 exons. Gene Ontology annotation, cellular component: cytosol. Lineage: Eukaryota; Fungi; Basidiomycota; Exobasidiomycetes; Entylomatales. The record is from RefSeq and is a predicted model, not a curated record.
GCGCGAGUCACGCCAGCGCUUCCCUCUCCUCCUCCAUCCCUCUCGACUGCAGCCGGCGCGACGCUCGAUGCUCCGCUGCCCGCUCCUCCGUCUCGCACCCAUCCUCCGCACCGCACCCGCCGCCGCCCGCCGCUUCUCCGCCUCGCCCGCGCCCAGCAUGUCCGUCUUCCGCAGCGACCGCCUGCACAACAAGACCGUCUUCAUCACCGGCGCUUCGGGCGGCAUUGGCGCCGCCACGGCCGGGCUCUUCGCCCGCGCCGGCGCCAACGUCGUCGUCUCGGCGCGCCGCCAGGACGCGCUCGAUGCCGUCGUCGAGCAGUGCACGGCCGCCAACAAAGAGGGCGGCAGCGGCGCGGGCGGCAAGUAUGCCUCGCUCGUGCUCGACAUGCAGGACCGCAAGGCCAUCGAGACGAAUCUGCUGCCGCGCCUGCCUGACUGGGCGAAGAACGUCGACGUGCUCCUCGCCAACGCCGGCCUCGUGCUCGGCACCGACAAGGUGGGCGACAUCAGCGGCGACGAGAUCGACACGAUGAUCCAGACCAACGUCGUGGGUCUCAUCGCCACGGUGCAGCUCUUCGUGCGGGAGUUCAAGGCGCGAAGCGCCGGCCACAUCAUCACGCUCGGCUCGAUUGCUGGGCGCGAGGCGUACCCGGGCGGCGCCAUCUACUGCGCCUCCAAGUUUGCCGUCAACGCCUUCACGUCGGCGCUGCUCAAGGAGCUCGUCAGCACGCCGAUCCGCGUCUCGGAGAUCCAGCCGGGCAUGGUCGAGACCAACUUCUCCGUCACGCGCUUCCGCGGCGACAAGGGCGCCGCGGACAAGGUGUACGAGGGUCUGCAACCGCUCACGCCCGAGGACAUUGCGGAGGAGAUCGUCUGGUGCGCGUCACGGCCGGCGCAUGUCAACGUCGCCGAGUCUCUCAUCUUCCCAGUCAAUCAAGCGUCACCAUACCACAACCACCGGCCGAACCUGGCCAAGUGAGCGCGCAUGCCGUUGUGCAUGCCCGGCUUUGCAGCAUCGUGGCAGGCAGAACGUGUGCCGGGGCAAUGCAAGCCUCGCGCCCGCCAGAGGUGUGUUCGUG